CGCAUGGUGUAUCGCGGCCUAAGCACAGCCAGAGUAUGUAGGACGCGCGCUAAUGGGCAAUAGAGCGAACAACCACUCCUUAUGGACCCGUGUCCCCGCCAAAUUGGCGCUGGCCAACCAACCUAUAUCUACCUCUUCAUCUGCUUUCGUUACCCUGUCAUUUCAAUGCAUUGAGACACUGUCAUUUCGGCCUACUAUCCUGAAAUAUAUCGAACACAAUAUGAUUGCUUUCUUGUCCUUCUCUUUCAACACUUGAUAAUUCAGUGAUCGCUAUUUACUUCACCAAUAGUUCUCCAAAAUGCCCGAUGACAAUCAUCGCACCGAACCUGACGAAGGGUUAUUGUACAAUACAGAGUCACAUUCAAUAAUGUCAACUACCGGUGGAACAGACAGUUCGGAGCCUGAAGAUGCUAUAAUAUGUGAAGUUGGGCCUGCGAUGCCAACAACUCAUGCACCGCCCAUCACAAACAACACUAAAGCUGAACUCACAAUACAAACUGCGGAUGCAGAUUGCAAUGGCAUUCAAACAAGAUCGAAUGAUGACGAGCCUCCACAAUCCGUAAUCCAUGCACCUGCUGGGUUCGGCGAAUUCAAGGUAAAUAGUCAACGAUAUUCUAGCAAUCCUCCUCCAUCUCGCUCAAACGAGGUACCAUCCUCGGCAUCUAAUGCGGUGACACAUGUCCCCCUAGCCCAUGAAUUAGAAACAAUAGGAAAGAAAACCUCAAAUGGUCCAUUAUCACCACCACCGCUUACGACGUCCAUUCAACCCGCCAAAAACUGGUUUGAAAGGGCUACUCCUCGUGCACAAACGAGGCAGGAUCUCUUAGAUAUCAGGCAUAAUAUGCAUCCAGUCGGCCAGAAAGAAGUGGACAUAGCCCUCGGCCACCACGGAGAGAGUCAUUUAUAUGCUGAGCCCUCUGUUAACGGAAAAUCUGACAUGCCUGAAAUUGCCGCUAGGGUCACCAAUCAGCAUAUAGACAGGGCACCGGAGGCACUUGGAUCUAAGGUCAUGCAUCCAUGCGACGAGGAAGCUGAGAUCACGGCUUUGCGAGCAGCCCUUGCCGAAUGCUGGGCUCUUUGCAAUACACUAGCGACUCUAAGCUACAUACACCGCGAACGUCAUGGCUACAUUGUGGAUUCUCCGGAGGAUACAUGGAAAUCAUGUUGGCGAUUAUGUCAACAAUUAUAUGACAGCCAGAACGACGACUAUGCAUCACGAGUCAACCCAACCCUUGACCUUUGCAGAAGCUUUUGCCAGACAUUGUUUGAAACCCGUGUUAAGAACGACGAGAGUGCAGAUUCCGUUCUACGAGUUAGUUUUGAGCUCAACAAUCAUCUCUACAAUACACAUGAUCGGAAAUUACCCGAUGCUUUUCGGGAGAGGACAUUAGACUUUUAUAUUACGCUCUGCCACCGUCUGAUGAAACAGAGAACACUUGUAUCAGAGACAGAUUCUCUAUUGAGUGCUUGCUGGUCACUAGCCGAGAUGCUGUUCAGCAUACGUCAGAGUAUAAAAGAGCGAAAAAAUCUGGGCGAGGAAUUGCUUGGCUCUGCAGUUCAGGCCUGCUGGGAAUUAUGCGAUGUUUUCCGCGAAGGUUGGACCCUAAGGACUCUACGAAGCUCUGAUCGUGGAACUCCACGACCGAGUCAAGCAACAUUCAUGCAAGCCGUUCAGCAGCCAAGACCACCUGAAUCGGGGUUGAAUGAUGAGUUGGUUGGGUAUCAAGGGAACCCAGAAACGCCAACGACCAUCUUUGAUGAUACUGCGACUGUAUCGCCUGAUGAUGCACCAGUACAAAACAUAUUUGUUCUGGGCCAAGGCCCAGGUCAUGCUUCACACGCUACAUGGUCGUCAAACUCGUCAAAUAUCUCGGGGAAAAGUCAAGCUUCCGAACAGACGUCGUCCACAAGGACAGUAAAAAUCUCAUCCAAAGAUCCCAACUUGACCGUUAUCCAAGUUCUAGUGACCCAAGCCGCAAUCAAUAGCGGGUUCCAGCAUUUUGGACAACAGGGAUUUUCAUCAUUUGUCAAGUCGCUUUCUUCAGACGCUUUCGGGUCGAUGCCUUGGCAAGUUGCGCUCCUAAAAAAUUACAAGCGGUUAGUAGCGUUCGACCCAGCAUUUAGGGGUGUUCGGCCGUCAGCUCGGGCGAGUGCGGUCGAUGUAGCCUCUGCCGUUCAGAUAAUGGUGCAGGGGGGUCAAUACCCUUGGUUACGAGACCUUUACCGCCUUGUCUUUGGUUUCCACGUAGAAGAAGCAGCAAGUCGAAAUGGCAUGGUGCUUCAAGUAUAGGGUUUGGCGAUCGCAGCGUCACAUCACUCACCUUCGGUUUCAUGUAUAUCACUCCUGGUUACCUCAGCGCAGUCCGCGGCAAAUGGCCUGGGGGAAGGAACGGGAAAGGAUGUUAGUCCUGCUUCUAUGGGACAACGUUAUGAAGUAGGUAGACAUGGAUUGUCAUUAGGGAUAAAUUUUAUGGAGACUCGUUGAAUCCGUCUGCGUAUGCUUGCCAAGAGUCCCGUUGAGCAACAGGGUCAAGCGAUACAAGUUAUGAAGCAUUUAUUCGUCUUCCAGUAUAGUGCUUCCAUAACAUGGCAUUAGGGAAAGUACCCAUCACUCUACAAUUACGGAUAACGGGCACCCGAUAUUAUAAGUUUAUAUGCCAUGGGCAACGCCCUGGUAU
This is a messenger RNA of Aspergillus ibericus CBS 121593, 2678 nucleotides long. RefSeq lists its product as uncharacterized. Lineage: Eukaryota; Fungi; Ascomycota; Eurotiomycetes; Eurotiales; Aspergillaceae. The record is from RefSeq and is a predicted model, not a curated record. The transcript has 5 exons. The coding region runs from base 299 to 2290 and encodes 663 amino acids.